UGAAGAGACAUCAGCCUGAGGUACCAGGAAUCAGGAAUCCGGAUGGAUAUAAUUCUGCAGCAUUAAUUGUUGCCAUCAUGUGUAGAGUAAUUGUAAUACUGUUGUAGCUGCAACUUGCAAGCUCACAUGCACUGUCUUCGUCUUCGUCGAGUGGAAGGCGCAAUCGGCAGCUGAAAAGACUGCCAUCCAUCACAUUGUCCACGGUUCUGGGAGUUUGCAAAGACAGAGAGGGGGCUAAUAGCAAGCAAGAUGCCCAUACACAAGCUCGCAGAUGGAUCCAGCAUAGAGUAUGUGGAGAUAGAGCAGGAGCCAAGGCAUCAUGUUCUAUUCCAGAACUCCAAAGUUCGUUGCUACGACACGCUGGUGAAGCCUUCUGACACCACCCUGUAUCAUAGGCACUACAACGAUACUUUCUAUGCGCUCAUUGCUGGGGGCCAUGGCGCCAUGCAAGAAGCUGGUGACGAUUUCAAGGACACAGUCCUCGAACCACAAGGCACUCUUGCACUGAUGUGCAGGAGUAAGGAGCUGGUCCAUCGUGUCCACUUCAAAGCAGAGAACAAGAACGCGUUUCACAUCCUGGGAGUGGAGCUUUUACCAUCAGGAGACAGCUCUGACGAGACCCCUGCCCCAGACCUCAACCAGUCUGCCCUCCUCCGCUGCGGCUACACUCACGUUACCAAGAACGUCUGGCCACAGAUCAUUGUCCACAAGCUGACCCUUCCCCCAGGACAAACCACCGGGCUGCACAGCUACGGCAGCCACUGUGGGGUCGCCCUCUUUCUGACCGGGGCAUACCUCCGGGUGCUCGAGGCCGAGGGCAGCUCCCCAUCUCCAUUCAGCGGGGGGUUUGUUGCGGCGGGUAGUGUCAAGUGGCACGAAGGGGGGGUCAAGCACGAGAUUGUGAACAUCGGAGAGACGGAACUGGUGGCCAUGCUGGUGCACCUGGUCUAG
Molecule: messenger RNA, 951 nt
Organism: Klebsormidium nitens
Lineage: Eukaryota; Viridiplantae; Streptophyta; Klebsormidiophyceae; Klebsormidiales; Klebsormidiaceae
Source: the annotation of a GenBank genome assembly